Messenger RNA from Marmota monax (woodchuck), 7351 nucleotides. RefSeq names its product centromere protein E (gene Cenpe). NCBI's taxonomy places the organism in Eukaryota, Metazoa, Chordata, Mammalia, Rodentia, Sciuridae. Gene Ontology annotation, biological process: mitotic cell cycle; microtubule-based movement. The record is from RefSeq and is a predicted model, not a curated record. Gene Ontology annotation, molecular function: plus-end-directed microtubule motor activity; ATP binding; microtubule binding. Bases 79 to 7065 code for a protein of 2328 amino acids. Gene Ontology annotation, cellular component: microtubule. The transcript has 45 exons.
GGGCGGCCCAAGAGUCCAGGGUGUUGGCGGUGCGGUUCCCAGUUUCCUCAUCAUUUUCCUGGGACCUAGGCUGGCAGGAUGGCAGAGGAAGGUGCUGUGGCCGUCUGCGUGCGAGUCCGGCCGCUCAGCAGCAGAGAGGAAGAACUUGGAGAAGCUACACAAGUUUACUGGAAAACUGACAAUAAUGCUAUUUAUCAAGUUGAUGGGAGUAAAUCCUUCAAUUUCGAUCGAGUCUUUCAUAGUAGUGAAACUACUAAGAAUGUCUAUGAGGAAAUAGCAGUACCUAUCAUUGAUUCUGCUAUACAAGGCUACAAUGGCACUAUAUUUGCCUAUGGGCAGACUGCUUCAGGAAAAACACAUACUAUGAUGGGUUCAGAAGAUUGUUUGGGAGUUAUACCCAGGGCAAUUCAUGACAUUUUCCAAAAAAUUAAGAAGUUUCCUGAGAGAGAAUUUCUCUUACGGGUGUCUUACAUGGAGAUAUACAAUGAAAUCAUCACAGAUUUACUCUGUAACACUCAAAAAAUGAAACCUUUAAUAAUUCGGGAAGACAUCAAUAGGAAUGUGUAUGUUGCUGAUCUCACAGAAGAAGUGGUUUAUACCUCAGAAAUGGCUUUGCAGUGGAUCACAAAAGGAGAAAAGAACAGACAUUAUGGAAUAACAAAAAUGAAUCAAAGAAGUAGUCGUUCUCACACUAUUUUCAGGAUGAUUUUGGAAAGCAGAGAGAAAGGUGAACCUUCUAAUUGUGAAGGAUCUAUCAAGGUGUCCCAUUUGAAUUUGGUGGAUCUUGCAGGCAGUGAAAGAGCUGCUCAAACAGGAGCUGAAGGUGUACGACUCAAGGAAGGCUGUAAUAUAAAUCGAAGCUUAUUUAUUUUGGGACAAGUAAUCAAGAAACUUAGUGAUGGACAAAUUGGUGGUUUCAUAAAUUAUCGAGAUAGCAAAUUAACACGAAUUCUUCAGAAUUCUUUGGGAGGAAAUGCAAAAACACGUAUUAUCUGCACAAUUACUCCAGUAUCUUUUGAUGAAACUCUUACUACUCUUCAGUUUGCCAGCACUGCUAAAUACAUGAAGAAUACUCCUUAUGUUAAUGAGGUAUCAAGUGAUGAAGCUCUCCUAAAGAGAUAUAGAAAGGAAAUAGUGGCUCUUAAAAAACAGUUAGAGGAGGUCAGUAUAAAGACUCGGGCCCAGGAAAUGGAAAAAGACCAAUUGGCCCAACUUUUGGAUGAAAAAGAUUUACUUCAAAAAGUACAGGAUGAAAAAAUUCAAAACUUAACACGAAUGCUGGUGACUUCUUCUUCUCUUACAAUGCAACAGGAAUUAAAGGCUAAAAAAAAACGAAGAGUUACUUGGUGCUUUGGCAAAAUUAACAAAAUGAAGGACUCAAACUAUGUAAAUGAAUUUAAUAUGCCAGCAAAUGUAACAACAAGAAGACACAAGACUGAUGGCGCUGUGUUAGGAGAAAUUGAUGAAUCUCUCUAUUUAGAGUCUGAUGUCUUCAGUAAUACUCUUGAUUCAUUAACUGAGAUAGAAUGGAAUUCAGCAACAAAGCUACUAAGCCAGGAAAACUUAGAAAGUGAAUUGAACACACUCCGUGCUAAGUAUGAUAAUUUGGUAUUAGACUGUGAACAACUGAGAAGAGAAAAUGAAGAACUGGGAUUGAAAUUAAAAGAGAAAAAUGAUUUGGAUGAAUUUGAGGCUCUAGAAAGAAAAGCUGAGAAAGAUCAAGAGAUGCAACUAAUUCAUGAAAUUUCCAACUUAAAGAAUUUAGUUAAACAUGCAGAAGUAUAUAAUCAAGAUCUUGAGAAUGAACUAAAUUCAAAAGUAAAGCUGCUUGAAGAAAAAGAACACCAGAUUAAGAAUCUACAGAAAUACAUAGACACUCAAAAGUCAGAAAAUAUAAAAAUGGAUUUGUCAUACUCAUUGGAAAACACUGAAGAUCUAAAACAAAUGCAACAAACUCUGUUUGAUGCUGAAACUGUAGCUCUUGAUGCCAAAAAAGAAUCAGCCUUUCUUAGAAGUGAAAAUCUGGAGCUGAAAGAGAAAAUGAAAGAACUUGAAAGCACUUGCAAGCAAAUGGAAAAUGACAUUCAGUUAUAUCAAAGCCAAUUGGAAGCAAAAAAGAAGAUGCAAGUUGACCUGGACAAAGAAUUACAAUCUGCUUUUAAUGAAAUAACAAAACUUAACUCCCUUAUAGAUGGCAGAGUUCCAAAAGAUUUGCUCUGUAAUUUGGAAUUGGAAAGAAGGAUUACUGAUCUACAGAAAGAACUGAAUAGAGAAUCUAAAGAGAAUGAAGCUCUACGAAAAGAAGUUGAUUUACUCUCAGAGUUGAAAUCUUUACCCCCUGAAAUGGAAAUGCUGAGGAAAGAGAUCCAUGAAAAAUCUGAAGAGCUCUCUAUAAUAAUAUCAGAAAAAGACAAAUUGUUUUCUGAAGUAGCUCAUAAGGAGAGUAGAAUUCAAGGUUUACUGGAAGAAAUUGAAAAAACUAAAGAUGACCUAACAACUACCCAGUUGAAUUAUAAAAGCACUGAGCAAGAAUUUGAAGAUUUAAAAACCCUUCAUAUAGAAUGUGAACAAAAAUAUAAAAUGGUCCUUGAAGAGAAUGAGAGAAUGAAUCAGGAAAUAGGAAAUCUUUCUAAAGAAGCAGAGAAUCUUGGUUUAAGUUUGGAUGCUUUGAAGACUGAGCUUUCUCACAAAACUCAAGAGCUUCAGCAGAAAACAACUGAGGGUCAAGAAAGGUUAAAUGAAAUGGAACAACUGAAGGAACAAUUAGAAAGCAGAGAUUCUAGGCUACAAGCUGUAGAAAAGGAGACAACACUGAUUACUGAGAAACUUCAGAAAGCCUUAGAAGAAGUGAAAACCUUAACCCGAGAAAAAGAUGACCUAAAACAACUCCAGGAGAGCCUGCAGAUUGAGAGAGACCAACUCAAAAGUGAUAUUCAAGACACUAUAAAUCUGAACAUAGAUUCACAAGAACAAUUACGAAGUGCUCUCGAGUCUUUGAAACAACACCAAGAAACAAUUAAUACACUAAAAAUGAAAAUUUCUGAGAAAACUUCUGGGAACUCACUUUUAGAAGAAAACCUAGGAAAAACUAAAGAUGAAUUUCAGCAAAAGAAAGAACUGAAUAUAGAAUCUAAAGACGAUGAAGCUCUACAAAAAGAAGUUGAUUUACUCUCAGAGCUGAAAUCUUUACCCCCUGAACUAGAAAUGCUGAGGAAAGAGAUCCAUGAAAAAUCUGAAGAGCUCUCUAUAAUAAUAUCAGAAAAAGACAAAUUGUUUUCUGAAGUAGCUCAUAAGGAGAGUAGAAUUCAAGGUUUACUGGAAGAAAUUGAAAAAACUAAAGAUGACCUAACAACUACCCAGUUGAAUUAUAAAAGCACUGAGCAAGAAUUUGAAGAUUUAAAAACCCUUCAUAUAGAAUGUGAACAAAAAUAUAAAAUGGUCCUUGAAGAGAAUGAGAGAAUGAAUCAGGAAAUAGGAAAUCUUUCUAAAGAAGCAGAGAAUCUUGGUUUAAGUUUGGAUGCUUUGAAGACUGAGCUUUCUCACAAAACUCAAGAGCUUCAGCAGAAAACAACUGAGGGUCAAGAAAGGUUAAAUGAAAUGGAACAACUGAAGGAACAAUUAGAAAGCAGAGAUUCUAGGCUACAAGCUGUAGAAAAGGAGACAACACUGAUUACUGAGAAACUUCAGAAAGCCUUAGAAGAAGUGAAAACCUUAACCCGAGAAAAAGAUGACCUAAAACAACUCCAGGAGAGCCUGCAGAUUGAGAGAGACCAACUCAAAAGUGAUAUUCAAGACACUAUAAAUCUGAACAUAGAUUCACAAGAACAAUUACGAAGUGCUCUCGAGUCUUUGAAACAACACCAAGAAACAAUUAAUACACUAAAAAUGAAAAUUUCUGAGAAAACUUCUGGGAACUCACUUUUAGAAGAAAACCUAGGAAAAACUAAAGAUGAAUUUCAGCAAAAGGUAGGAGACAUAAAUAAGAAACAGAAUUUGGAAGCUAAAACAAGCCAGGCAUUAAUUGGAGACCUUAAGGAUAGUGGUGUGACUGAGCAACAGAAAAUGAUCUGUUCUUUAAUACAGGAGAAAAAUGAACUCCAACAAAUGUUGGAAAGUAUUACAGCAGAAAAGGAACAACUAAAGACUGACCUAAAGGAAAAUAUUGAAAUGACCAUUAAAAACCAGGAAGAAUUAAGAAUUCUUGAAGAUGAACUUAAAAAGCAACAAGAGAUAGUUGUACAAGAAAAGAACCACGUCAUGAAGAAAGACAAAGAGCUUUCUAAGACCUGUGAGAGACUGGCAGAAGUUGAAGAAAAGCUAAAGGAAAAGGACUUAGAGAAACAAGAGGAACUAAGAAUUGCUCACAUGGAUCUGAAAGAGCACCAAGAAACUAUUGAUAAACUCCAAAGAACUGUUUCUGAAAAAAUUGAUGAAAUAUCAAAUAUGCAAAUGAACUUAGAAAAUGCAAAUGCUGCCAUAAAAGCACAGAUCCAAGAACUUCGGGAGAAAGAACAUCAACUUCUUAAAGUAAAAAAUGACGUGAAGGAAAAUAUGUAUGAAACAGAGCAACUGAAGAAACAACUGGAAGUUCAGAACUCAACUCUGGAGAGUUUAGAAUUAGAGAAGUUAAUGUUGACUCAGAAAAUAAAUGAGAGCCUUGAAAAACUGAAAUUUUUUACUGAGGAAAAUGAUGGCCUAAGAAUUGUGGAGGAAACUCUCAAAAUGGAACGAGACAAGCUGAGGGAAAGCCUUAGAGAAACAGAAGCAAAAAUUCAAAAGCUUAAGGGAAAUGAACAGAAACUUUUUAAAUUAAAAGAAGAUGUCAGUGAGAUACAGAAACAACUCAAGGAUCAAGGUUUAACUCUGGGUAAUUUGGCUCAGAAUCUUCAAGAUAACUUCGAAGAAAUGAAAUCUGUAAUGAAAGAGAGAGAUAAGAUAAGAUCAGAGGAGAUGCUCAAGCUGGAGAGAGACCAACUCAAGGAAAACUUGCAGGAUACCAUUGCUAAAGAUCUGGAGACACAACAGGAACUAAAACUUAUUCAUAUGCAUUUGAAAGAACAACAACAAACUAUUGAGAAAUUCAGAGAGAAAGUUUCAGGAAAGACAACUCAAAUUAUAAAUAUUCAAAAAGAUUUAGAUAAAUCAAAAGAUGAAUUACAGAAAAAGGAUCAUCAGAAUCACAAAGAGGUCAUAAAAUAUGAAAGAAGUUCACUAUGUGAUGGAGAAGAGCACCAUACAGAAAACCUGAGAGAAAAGUGCUUCAGGAUAAAAGAGCUGCUGCAGAGAUACUCAGAGAUGGAUAAUCAUUAUGAGUACUUGAAUAAAUUGUCUUUUGACUUAGAGAAGGAAAUUGAAACCCAAAAAGAUCUUUCAAUUAGAGUAAAAGCAAACCUCUCACUUCCAUACCCACAAACAAAACAGAUUCAAAAACUUUUUGCUGCAAACCAGAGAUGUUCCAUGGAAUUCCAUAGAGUCAUAAAGAAACUAAAGUAUGUGUUAAGCUAUAUUACAAAGAUGAAAGAAGAACAACAUGAAUCCAUCAAUAAAUUUGAAAUAGCUUUUAUUGAUGAAGUGGAAAAGCAAAAUGAACUCCAAAUUAAAAUACAACACCUUCAACAGGAUUAUGACAUACCAUCCAAAGAAUUAAGGCACUCCAAACUGAACCAGAGUUUGGAUCUACAUAUUGAGGAAAUUCUCAAAGAUUUCUCAGAAAAUGACUUCCCCAGCAUAAAGACUGAAUUACAAGUAUUUAGUAACAGGAAAAAAAUGACUCAGGUUUUGGAAGAGUGGUUAAAUACUCCUUUUAAUAUAGAAGAACUUAAAAAUAGCAUCCAGAAAGAAAAUGAUAGCAUUUGUCAAGUGAAUUACUUCUACCAUAAUAAAAUAACUGGUAUAAUAAAUGAAUCAACAGAGUUCGAGGAAAGAAGUGUAACCCGAUCAAAAGAAUGGGAACAUGACCUGAAAUCAAUAAGAGAGAAAAAUAAAAAACUGUUUGAAGACUACCAAACUUUGACAGUCUCCCUAACAUCUGGUGCCCAGGCUAAUUCUAUUGUACAAGACAAUAAAAAUCCUCAUGUUACAUCAAGAGCUGUACAACUAACAGAGAGAAUUCAGGAACUGGAAAAUUCCUUGCGUGAAGCUAAAGAAAAUGCUGUACAUAAGGAAAGCAAGAUAAUAAAGAUGCAGAAAGAACUUGAAAUGACCAAUAACAUUAUAGCAAAACUUCAAGCCAAAAUUAAUGAAUCAAAUAAAUGUCUUGAAAAAACAAAAGAAAUGAUGCAAGCACUUCAGGACCAAGUCGCUUUAGGAGCCAAACCCUAUAAAGAAGAAAUUGAAGAUCUCAAAACAAAGCUGGUGAAAAUAGACUUAGAGAAGAUGAAAACUGCCAAGGAAUUUGAGAAGGAAAUUGAUUCUACAAAAGCCACUAUAGACUAUCAAAAAGAAGUGAUAAGAGUGUUAAGAGAAAAUCUGAGAAGAAGUCAACAGGCCCAAGAUGCUUCAAUGAUAUCGGAACAUACUGAUUCUCAGCCUUCAAAUAAGCCCAUAACCUGUGGUGGUGGCAGUGGCAUCAUACAAAGCACAAAAGCACUUAUUUUGAAAAGUGAAUACAUAAGGCUAGAAAAGGAAAUUUCUAAAUUAAAGCAGCAAAAUGAGCAACUAAUAAAGCAAAAGAAUGACCUGCUGAGCAAUAACCGGCAUCUUUCCAAUGAGGUCAAAACUUGGAAGGAAAGAACCCUUAAAAGAGAGGUUUGCAAAGAAGUAACUUGUGAGAAUUCUCCAAAAUCUCCCAAAGUGACUGGAACAGAUUCUAAAAAGAUACAAAAUAUACCAUCUCAAUACAAGGAACAAAAUGUACAAAAUCCUGUACCAAAGGAAUCGCCAAAAUCUUGGUUUUUUGAUAACCGAUCCAAGUCUUUACCAGCACCUCAUCCAGUUCGUUAUUUUGAUAACUCAAGUCUCGGCCUUUGCCCAGAGGAACAAACCAUAGGAGCAGAAUGUGUGGAUCCUAAGCCAGGACCUUGGUACACCUCAGGAAAAGAUGCACCCGAGUGCAAAACUCAGUAGGCUCCCCUCUGUCACUUUUCUAGAGGCCUUGCAUUCCAUGUUUGGAAAUGAUGCAGUUACUAUAUGUGUCUAUUCAUGGCAGUGAUGUCACAGUCCAACUUAACUUCAAUUUAUUUUUCACUUUGCCACUAGAAUUAGAAAAUAAAGGAACAACAAAUUAAUUUAUUCCAGUAAUUUAGAAUAAUGACAGCUAUACCUUCUUCUUGCAUGUGGUAACACUUUUUUAAAAAGUUUAAUUGUAUUAUUUAUUUAUAUAUAUUGCAAAGAAUAAAAUUAUUGAAGGAAA